This is a messenger RNA of Bubalus bubalis (water buffalo), 2827 nucleotides long. It is a transcript of the gene KCNK10, whose product is annotated as potassium two pore domain channel subfamily K member 10. Bases 106 to 1557 code for a protein of 483 amino acids. The record is from RefSeq and is a predicted model, not a curated record. Gene Ontology annotation, cellular component: membrane. Gene Ontology annotation, biological process: potassium ion transmembrane transport; stabilization of membrane potential. NCBI's taxonomy places the organism in Eukaryota, Metazoa, Chordata, Mammalia, Artiodactyla, Bovidae. The transcript has 6 exons. Gene Ontology annotation, molecular function: potassium ion leak channel activity.
GUUCCUGCAGCAGCGCCCCCGGCGUGCCCGCCCAAGGCCGCCGCUAACGGGGCUCCGCCGGCGCCUCGCCUCGCCGUGUCCUCCCGAGCCGCGGUGGUAGCCAGGAUGGAAGGCGCGGCCCAGGGGGGCCUGCAGACCGUCAUGAAAUGGAAGACAGUGGUUGCCAUCUUCGUGGUCGUGGUGGUCUACCUCGUCACGGGUGGUCUCGUCUUCCGGGCGUUGGAGCAGCCCUUUGAGAGCAGCCAAAAGAACACUAUAGCCUUGGAGAAGGCGGAAUUCCUGCGGGAUCAUAUCUGUGUGAGCCCCCAGGAGCUGGAGACGCUGAUCCAGCACGCUCUUGACGCUGACAACGCAGGAGUGAGCCCAGUAGGAAACUCUUCCAACAGCAGCAGCCACUGGGACCUCGGAAGCGCCUUUUUCUUUGCUGGGACUGUCAUCACCACCAUAGGGUAUGGGAAUAUUGCUCCAAGCACUGAAGGAGGCAAAAUCUUUUGUAUUUUAUAUGCCAUCUUUGGAAUUCCACUCUUUGGUUUCUUAUUGGCUGGAAUUGGAGACCAACUUGGAACCAUCUUUGGGAAAAGCAUUGCAAGAGUGGAGAAGGUCUUUCGAAAAAAGCAAGUGAGUCAGACCAAGAUCCGGGUCAUCUCAACCAUCCUGUUCAUCUUGGCCGGCUGUGUCGUGUUUGUGACAAUCCCCGCCGUCAUCUUCAAAUACAUUGAGGGGUGGACGGCCCUGGAGUCCAUUUACUUUGUGGUGGUCACUCUCACCACGGUGGGCUUUGGUGAUUUUGUGGCAGGGGGAAACGCUGGCAUCAAUUACCGGGAGUGGUAUAAGCCCCUGGUGUGGUUUUGGAUCCUUGUUGGCCUUGCCUACUUUGCAGCUGUCCUCAGCAUGAUCGGAGAUUGGCUACGCGUUUUAUCCAAAAAGACAAAAGAAGAGGUGGGCGAGAUCAAGGCGCACGCGGCCGAGUGGAAGGCCAACGUGACGGCCGAGUUCCGGGAGACGCGGCGGCGGCUGAGCGUGGAGAUCCACGACAAGCUGCAGCGCGCCGCCACCAUCCGCAGCAUGGAGCGCCGGCGCCUGGGCCUGGACCAGCGGGCUCACUCACUCGACAUGCUCUCGCCGGAGAAGCGCUCGGUGUUCGCCGCGCUCGACGCGGGCCGCUGCAAGGCCUCGUCCCAGGAGAGCAUCGACCACCGGCCCAACAACCUACGGCUGCAGGCGUCGGAGCCGCUGCAGAAGCGCGGGCAGGGCGCCUCCGAGGAUAACAUCGUCAACAAGCUGGGCUCCGCCUCCAGGCUCACCAAGAGGAAGAACCGGGACCUCCGCAAGGCCCUGCCCGAGGAUGUGCACAGGAUCUACAGGACCCUCCGCCACUACUCCCUGGACGAGGAGAAGAAGGAGGACACGGAGAAGGGGUGCAACUCGGACCACUCCAGCACCGCCGUGCUCACCGACUGCGCCCAGCCGCCGGCCGGCGCGGGGGACGGCGUGGGCCCCGCCGACGCCAAAGACGCGGAGCGCGACAGCAGCGCGCUGCUAGAAGCCAGAAACUAAGCGGGAAGGACGCACUGGACGUGACCCAGCCUUGUCUUUUGUUUGUUUUUAAAUAUAUUCACCCUGAGACACGUGCCUUAAAACAAGACUUCUCGUUAGUCAGAAAUUACAUAGCAUCGAAGAAGAUAUUUCACUGUGCCAUAAACGACCGAGAAAGCUCGCUCUGCCAAAAGGGAAUCAAAAGAACAAGGACAUGCCUUUUGAUCACAGCCGCAGGACACCCAGGGCGCCUUCGCGGGCGCGGGAGGUCACGGCUGCCGAGGUCCAGGGCACGUGCCGGCCAUGGAUGCGGUGGCCCCGGGCAGCGCCACCGCGCUCCGGAGGGCGCGAAAGGGCAGCUAUUCGUAGACCAGCCGUCUGAAAGGAACAGGUGUGUCUUUUGAAGGAAGUCGUUUCCUGAACCCACUGUCAGGAAUGUGUGCACGCACGCACAAGGGGACUGGACUGGGAGGUGGACUGGUCCUUGUCACUUGGGGUCGGAGCGGACAUGUUGGAAUGUUGCUCUGAGCUCCGAUUUUGAGACAAAAGCGUUCAGUGCAUCCCUAGUCUUUUCUAAGCUCCAGAUGAACGUCCCUGGGACCCGAGAGCACCUAGAAUUUGUUGGAAGCAGAUGAGAGCACACGUAUCAAAAGGUGCAAUUGCUUUCCUCAUUACAAGAGAAAAAAAAAAAAGUCACAUCACACUGUGGAUAUCACCUUAACCAAUGACAGAAGCCUGCUGAAUUUUGUCUUUCUCACAGGUAGUCCAAUCGGACUCGCAAGCAUUGGUGAACACUCAACCUCAGCCGCUGCGUGGUGACAGGCAAAAACCAAACCUCAGUGCACGGUGCGCUGAAAAGGCACCAAAAGGGUGCAACGGUGAAAACAAACUGGUUUUGAAAUGUUCAUGUUCACUUUUCUAGUGGAACUUGUUACAAUUGGUUUUGAUAAAAAGGGGGAAAAUACCAAAACUAUUGCCUUGCAUGAUGCCAGUGGCUUACUGUCCUGUCUAGCUAAUCCUAAAUGUUUGUAAACAUAGACAUCCUGCAUGUCUGAGACAUACCAAGGAGGACCAUGGCAUCGUUCCUUCUCAGGGCUUCUCGUCCCUUUGGGUGUCUUAGGGUAGACAGAGUGACACCAGGUCCUAUCCUGCUAUUUGCAAACAAAAGGAAAAGGAAUCCCUCAAACCAACCCUUGUACGAGAAGAUUGAAUUGUUUUCAUUGCUUGCAGCUUAAGUGCCAUUACUGCCAUUUUUUUUAAAAAUAAUACUUAAAAGAAGUAUUUGAAAGAC